Messenger RNA from Pseudogymnoascus destructans, 994 nucleotides. RefSeq lists its product as uncharacterized. Bases 245 to 655 code for a protein of 136 amino acids. Lineage: Eukaryota; Fungi; Ascomycota; Leotiomycetes; Thelebolales; Thelebolaceae. The record is from RefSeq and is a predicted model, not a curated record. The transcript has a single exon.
CCCCAGCGCAACCAGGAUACUCUCCUCGCCCACCCCCACCUCUCCCAGUCGAUGCGCAAUCGCCACUCCCGACGCCCCAUACUUGGCCUGUAUGUCCGUGCAGAUCCGCAGCAUGGACCGCAGCGCGAGUGGCGCGUAGGCGGAGUAGGAGAGCCCCGUGACGGUUUCGGAGCCGAAGGUCGAGCGCGUGGUGCCGGAGAAGAGGACGUUGGCGCCGGAGUGGGGGGAGCGGACUAGGGAGAGGAUGUGCGUGGCGGAAAGGGCGUUGGAGGUUAGGGUUGCGUGGCAGGUGGGGGUUGAGAGGGUGGUGGUUAAGGGGUCGGGGUGGGUGAGUAUUGGCUGGGGGGAGGGAGUGGUGGAGGAGGGGUUGGCGGGGUUGCUUGAGGUGGUGGAUGUUGCCGGUUGGGGGGGGGGUGAGGUGGUCGUGGGCGGGUUUGAGGGUGAGGUGGCAGAGGGGCCGUCGAUUGGGGCGUUAGAGGUCAUGGUGGGCGUUCGUUAUGGUGCUGAGGCGCAUAUGGUGGUGGUGAGGGGUUGUCGAUAUGUCGAGGUGAGGCGGGUUGGUUGGUUUAUGAGCGGAGGCGUCUGGCGCCGACAAUCUAUUGAUGAAGCCCGCAGUUUUUACAAAUUCCAAUUCAUGUUGACCACCCGUACCUAGCCACAACAACGAGUCCGCCGUAAAACCAACGAAACGAAAUCCGGAGCGAGGUCAUAAAUAUUUAGAGUAACAAUUGUCCCCGGAAUUCGAAAUCCCCGACUACCACCGCCGUCAUCCCGCGCGGGUGAAGUUUAAGCCGCAGCCGACCUUCCUGACGCUGAUAAAUCGGGAUGAUAGGAUAUAGGGAGUCAAGGACUCAGGUCAGGAUCAGGAAAGCCGUUUUCGCAACACAGGAGGAAAUCCGACGAAGUCUCACAUACGAUGAAUAGAUGGUGGUAGUGUAUACAAUACAUAGAUCCAGCUCCCUUGCCAGCCAAAAAAAUACACUAUAUACAAGCC